Messenger RNA from Coregonus sp. 'balchen', 5452 nucleotides. NCBI's taxonomy places the organism in Eukaryota, Metazoa, Chordata, Actinopteri, Salmoniformes, Salmonidae. The record is from the annotation of a GenBank genome assembly.
AUGAAUCUGAUCAGUCUCCUGUCUGUGGCCUUCCCAACCAAUACCCAGCCAGUGUGUUUGCUCUGUCUGUGGCCUUCCCCACCAAUACCCAGCCAGUGUGUUUGCUCUGUCUGUGGCCUUCCCAACCAAUACCCAGCCAGUGUGUUUGCUCUGUCUGUGGCCUUCCCCACCAAUACCCAGCCAGUGUGUUUGCUCUGUCUGUGGCCUUCCCCACCAAUACCCAGCCAGUGUGUUUGCUCUGUCUGUGGCCUUCCCCACCAAUACCCAGCCAGUGUGUUUGCUCUGUCUGUGGCCUUCCCAACCAAUACCCAGCCAGUGUGUUUGCUCUGUCUGUGGCCUUCCCCACCAAUACCCAGCCAGUGUGUUUGCUCUGUCUGUGGCCUUCCCAACCAAUACCCAGCCAGUGUGUUUGCUCUGUCUGUGGCCUUCCCAACCAAUACCCAGCCAGUGUGUUUGCUCUGUCUGUGGCCUUCCCAACCAAUACCCAGCCAGUGUGUUUGCUCUGUCUGUGGCCUUCCCCACCAAUACCCAGCCAGUGUGUUUGCUCUGUCUGUGGCCUUCCCCACCAAUACCCAGCCAGUGUGUUUGCUCUGUCUGUGGCCUUCCCAACCAAUACCCAGCCAGUGUGUUUGCUCUGUCUGUGGCCUUCCCCACCAAUACCCAGCCAGUGUGUUUGCUCUGUCUGUGGCCUUCCCAACCAAUACCCAGCCAGUGUGUUUGCUCUGUCUGUGGCCUUCCCCACCAAUACCCAGCCAGUGUGUUUGCUCUGUCUGUGGCCUUCCCAACCAAUACCCAGCCAGUGUGUUUGCUCUGUCUGUGGCCUUCCCCACCAAUACCCAGCCAGUGUGUUUGCUCUGUCUGUGGCCUUCCCAACCAAUACCCAGCCAGUGUGUUUGCUCUGUCUGUGGCCUUCCCAACCAAUACCCAGCCAGUGUGUUUGCUCUGUCUGUGGCCUUCCCAACCAAUACCCAGCCAGUGUGUUUGCUCUGUCUGUGGCCUUCCCCACCAAUACACAGCCAGUGUGUUUGCUCUGUCUGUGGCCUUCCCCACCAAUACCCAGCCAGUGUGUUUGCUCUGUCUGUGGCCUUCCCCACCAAUACCCAGCCAGUGUGUUUGCUCUGUCUGUGGCCUUCCCAACCAAUACCCAGCCAGUGUGUUUGCUCUGUCUGUGGCCUUCCCAACCAAUACCCAGCCAGUGUUUGCUCUGUCUGUGGCCUUCCCAACCAAUACCCAGCCAGUGUGUUUGCUCUGUCUGUGGCCUUCCCCACCAAUACCCAGACAGUGUGUUUGCUCUGUCUGUGGCCUUCCCCACCAAUACCCAGCCAGUGUGUUUGCUCUGUCUGUGGCCUUCCCCACCAAUACCCAGCCAGUGUGUUUGCUCUGUCUGUGGCCUUCCCAACCAAUACCCAGCCAGUGUGUUUGCUCUGUCUGUGGCCUUCCCCACCAAUACCCAGCCAGUGUGUUUGCUCUGUCUGUGGCCUUCCCCACCAAUACCCAGCCAGUGUGUUUGCUCUGUCUGUGGCCUUCCCCACCAAUACCCAGCCAGUGUGUUUUCUCUGUCUGUGGCCUUCCCCACCAAUACCCAGCCAGUGUGUUUUCUAUGUCUGUGGCCUUCCCCACCAAUACCCAGCCAGUGUGUUUGCUCUGUCUGUGGCCUUCCCCACCAAUACCCAGCCAGUGUGUUUGCUCUGUCUGUGGCCUUCCCAACCAAUACCCAGCCAGUGUGUUUGCUCUGUCUGUGGCCUUCCCCACCAAUACCCAGCCAGUGUGUUUUCUCUGUCUGUGGCCUUCCCCACCAAUACCCAGCCAGUGUGUUUGCUCUGUCUGUGGCCUUCCCCACCAAUACCCAGCCAGUGUGUUUGCUCUGUCUGUGGCCUUCCCAACCAAUACCCAGCCAGUGUGUUUUCUCUGUCUGUGGCCUUCCCCACCAAUACCCAGCCAGUGUGUUUUCUCUGUCUGUGGCCUUCCCCACCAAUACCCAGCCAGUGUGUUUGCUCUGCUGACUCUUUGCUGUGUCAGUCUGUUACAGAUGCAGCUGUGCAUUUCUAUUCUCUACCUGUUGUUCACCCGGUCCAGCCAGAAGAGGAUGGCGAUGUCCCCUUCUCUGAGCCUGCUUCCUCUCCAGGGACUUUUUCCUGGCUCUUGCUUGUGCUUUGGUGUCUAGGCCGGGCUGCUGGAAAAGCACCUUUUGAAAACUGCUGAUGUAAAAAUAAAUGUCGUUAUCCCUAGCAGCUGGAUCGUGGUGACUCAGCGACAGACAGCGUUUAUCUCCAACUUCUCUCCCUUCGACACCUGAUGGAGGGCUCCGACAGUUCCGAGCCGGGCGCCAGUGACCAACCAGAGGCCCAGCGCAGUCGGCAGCGGGACCGACUAGACCGGGAGGAGGCCUUCUACCAGUUUGUCAACAACCUGAGUGAGGCGGACUACCGGCUAAUGAGAGACAACAACCUGCUGGGUACCCCAGGUAACUGCCUCUCCUUUAAUACCUUAUUUUAUUUUACAUUUUAGUCAUUUAGCAGCCGCUCUUAUCCAGAGCGACUUACAGUUAGUGAGUGCAUACAUUUUUCAUACUGGCCCCCCGUGGGAAUCGAACCCACAACCCUGGCGUUGCAAGCGCCAUGCUCUACCCACUGAGCUACAGGGGAUACACGUGUAGUAACACCUGUUAUAAACCUAUAACACUCCUUUAACACACCUCGUUAGACAACAACCUGCUGGGUACCCCAGGUAACUGACUCACACACCUGUAAUGCAUAUCUCAGAGGGUUAACAGAGCAGUGUAGAGAUGGACUCCCACACCUGUAAGACAUAUCUCAGAGGGUUAACAGAGCAGUGUAGAGAUGGAUUUUCAACCGCCUUGCUCUUCACUUUCUGUAGUCCUUAUUUUUCUACUGCAGAAUGAAUGAUUUUUUUCAGUCAGCUUUUUAGAUUGGCUAUCUAAGGUUGUUGUCUCAGGUUGUAGUUUUUCUUAUCAUGGUGUGCUGAAAAACCAAAGCCUGCGGACAACCGAAGACGCCACAUCAGGCCAGUGGAGUGUGUUUGGUGGAGCAUCUUUCCUGGGGAGAGCGGUGAGAGGACAGGGCCUGUCCUGGUAAGUCUGGUGGUUCUCAGUACUGUCCUGUUGCUGUGUAACCAGGAGAUAUACUACAGCUUUAUGGGCAAGUACUAGGGUAUUUACGGUACUAAAUGAACCAGUGUCUGUAUAGUGAGUUGUAGUUUCAUCCCUCCUAGGUGAGAUCACAGCGGAGGAGUUGUUGAGUCGGCUGCAGCAGAUUAAGGAUGGGCCAGAGCAGCCGCAGCCUAGCAUCAACAGCACUGAGACUGGAGAAGGAGGUAAGGCGCGGCUGUACUUUUCAUUAUGUCAUUCAAGCAGAAAUUCAAAUUUGGCUACUUUUAAAGAUGGAAUCCUUAAUGGUGAAAUUGCCAGAACAACAAAGUCACUGCAAACAACAAAUACUGUUUUGUUUUCAAUGAUAAUUUUGACAUGUUCUGUCUUCUAUUAGAACCGGCGGAAGGUCCAGAGGACCCGUCUAACGGCGACACCCUCUUGGAUUGGCUGAACACCGUCAGGCGGACAGGCAACACCACCCGCAGUGGUCACCGAGGCAACCAGUCGUGGCGGGCGGUGAGCCGGACCAACCCAAACAGCGGAGACUUCCGGUUCAGUCUGGAGAUCAACGUUAACCGUAACCUGGCCGAGCAGCAGGCCCGCGCCGAGGGGGAGGCACAAGAGGAAGCCCCAGCAGAAGCACCUGGUGAUGGGGUGGAGGCAGUGGUCGGAGUGGAGGUCCAGCCUGAGGCAGGGACGGAGGCAGGGACGGAGGCAGGGACUGAGGCGCCCAUGGAGACAGGAGAGGUGCUGGAGGAACCAGUUGUGGAGGAGCUGGCUGUCAUAGUGGAACCAGAAGUGGAGAUGGAGCCAGAGGCUGAAGUAGAAGCAGAGAUGGUACCAGAGUUAGUAGUAGAGGUGGUCCCACAGCCCCCCAGCCCUGCCGCCACCACCCCUCCUGUCUCCAGCCCUGCCAUCACCACCCCUCCUGUCUCCAGCCCUGCCACCACCACCCCUCCUGUCUCCAGCCCUGCCAUCACCACCCCUCCUGUCUCCAGCCCUGCCACCACCACCCCUCCUGUCUCCAGACCAGCCAGUCCCUCGGUGCAGUCCCCUCCAGCCGCUCCCAGCCCUCCCUCGGUGCAGUCCCCUCCAGCCGCUCCCAGCCCUCCCUCUGAGGAGCCUCCGCGACGAGGCCAGAGACGAGCCCGCAGCCGUAGCCCCGAGCAGCGCCGGACCAGGGCUCGCACCACACGGAGCCGUUCCCCUCUCACCCUGGACCACCUGGACGGCCUCCCCCGCCACGUGCCCAACGCCACCCCCUCACACAGCCCCGCCCCCCUGCCCCCCGAGGCCCCGGCAGAGGGAAGCUCACGGACUCGACAGCAUGUUCUGUCCCGGCAGAGCACCGCAGAGUACGAGGCCCAGUCAGCCGGAACAGGGACUGGGACCGCCCCAGAGCCCCCUACCGCCCCAGCCCAGGAGGGGGCAGCAGGACCACGCCCCCCCACCAUCAUGCUGGACCUGCAGGUGCGUCGCGUGCGUCCAGGUGAGUACCGCCAGAGGGACAGCAUUGCUAACAGAACCCGCUCACGCUCCCAGAACUCCAACAACACCUUCCUGUACGAGAGUGAGAGGGGGGGAUUCCGCAGGACCUUCUCCCGGUCAGAGCGUGCAGGUGUGAGGACAUACGUCAGCACCAUCCGGAUCCCCAUCAGGAGGAUCAGUGACGCAGGGCUGGGAGAGGCCACCUCUAUGGCCCUACAGACCAUGAUACGACAGAUCAUGACCGGCUUCGGAGAGCUCAGCUACUUCAUGGACUCUGACUCGGACUCCUCGGACUCAAACCGUGGCGCCGGUAACCCCACCGGCGCUGCCGACCUGGCCGAGGCGCUCAACACUCCCGAGGGGGGAGUAGCCGGCAUGGCGGUGGGGGUGGAGCCUCCUGUCUCAGUGGGCGGGCCUAGUGUGGGAGGAGCCGGGGAGGCAAGGACAGAGGAGGGGGAGGAGGGGGUUGGUCUAGGUCUGGCCCCAGGGAUAGGUUUAGGGGUGGGGGGUAGAGCUCGGCCCCGCGCCCCCAUCAGUCUGGAGGAACCAGGGUCACUGCCCUUCCUCCGCCUUGCUCACUUCUUCCUCCUGAAUGAUGAGGAUGAGGAACAGCCCAGAGGACUCACCAAGGAGCAGAUCGACAACCUCUCCACCAGGAACUUUGGGGAGAGUGAUGCUCUGAAGACCUGCAGUGUGUGCAUCACAGAGUAUGCUGAGGGGAACAAGUUGAGGAAGUUGCCCUGUUCCCAUGAGUACCAUGUUCACUGUAUCGACCGCUGGCUGUCUGAGAACUCCACCUGUCCCAUCUGCCGCAGGGCCGUGCUGGUGUCUGCUAACCGGGAGAGUGUGGUCUAA